Molecule: messenger RNA, 321 nt
Organism: Nezara viridula (southern green stink bug)
Lineage: Eukaryota; Metazoa; Arthropoda; Insecta; Hemiptera; Pentatomidae
Source: the annotation of a GenBank genome assembly
AUGGCAAAGGGACAGCUAGCAGAGAGAGCCGAUGUCGACAGAUCGGCUGCCGGAGGAGUACUGGAGUGGGAGGGAAUGAGAGACGGGGAUACGAUUAGGGUUGGGGGCGACCUUCUACCUGGCUACCUGAUGAUACCGGUUACCUGUUACCGACGCCAAGAAUGGACCGAAUGUCAUCUGCCACUUUGUCAGUCCAGCGCAGCCACGGCCUGCCGACUAGUCCCCAUCCUCACAGUCGUUCGCCCAGCAUCUUACACAGGAUUUGUUUCUUCCACAUCUACGCAUUUAAAUCUCCCAACACCACCCUCAUUUCUGUUCUAA